Molecule: messenger RNA, 786 nt
Organism: Hyposmocoma kahamanoa
Lineage: Eukaryota; Metazoa; Arthropoda; Insecta; Lepidoptera; Cosmopterigidae
Product: phospholipid scramblase 2-like
Exons: 5
Coding region: 1-606 (201 amino acids)
Biological process (GO): plasma membrane phospholipid scrambling
Cellular component (GO): plasma membrane
Molecular function (GO): phospholipid scramblase activity
Source: RefSeq, a predicted model, not a curated record
AUGGCUGAGCGUCCGGGACCGGAACCACCGUUGGGUCUGUCCCAAUUAUCAGACCUGGAUGGCGUUUCAAUUCGGCAGAAGAUCAACGACUUCACAGGCAACAAGUAUGUGGUGUUGUCGCCCACUGGUGACGUGGUGAUGUAUGCGCGGGAGGACACCGGGGCUAUCGGGCAGAUUCUCGGUGGACACUCGCGGCCUUUCCACAUCGAUAUCUUCGACACUCAGGAUCGGAAGGUGUUCAACCUCCGCCGCCCGUACACCUUCGGACCGGACAAGAUGGAGGUGUUCGUGUGCGGUCAGCUGGCCAGUGUGGUACGCCAGGAAAUGACCUUCCUGAAACCCGUGCUCAACAUCAACGAUGCCGGUGACAAAGCCGUGUUGCGUGUGAAGGGCCCAGUUAGUAUGACGGGCGUUUGUGAUUUUGAUGUGCUAAAUCUGGAUAAGAAGAAGGUGGGCGUAAUCAGCAAGCGCUGGUGCGGGCUGCGGGACCUGAAUUCCAACGACGACUUCUUCCAAAUCCGAUUCCCGGCACAACUCGACGUCAAAUACAAGACUGCUGUCAUUGGCACUUGCUUCCUUAUUGAUUUCCUCUACUACGAGAACUGAUGACGACUAUUCUCAAUCUCGCAAUGUUUCUACUGCAUCCAUCUAUUAAAAUAAUAAUUUAUUUAUAUUAGGAAUGGAGGUGGUGGCAGCAUUGUCAUCUGAUCAGAACAUGAUUCUCGUGCAACAGAGCAAUGUCAAAUGUCACAAAGUAAUCUCGAAAGAACAUACCUAAUGUUUCAU